Messenger RNA from Sitophilus oryzae (rice weevil), 938 nucleotides. Its product is annotated as density-regulated protein homolog. Lineage: Eukaryota; Metazoa; Arthropoda; Insecta; Coleoptera; Curculionidae. Bases 326 to 865 code for a protein of 179 amino acids. Gene Ontology annotation, biological process: translation reinitiation; formation of translation preinitiation complex. The transcript is spliced from 5 exons. Gene Ontology annotation, molecular function: mRNA binding; translation initiation factor activity. The record is from RefSeq and is a predicted model, not a curated record.
UUUACACUAUUGCCUGCUAUUGCUCCUAUUGCUACUCACGAGCGCAGAUGUCCUAAACUUGUAAACUGCUCCGAAAUGUCACUGCGAUUUUCUUGGAACUGGAGCAGUCACAUACUGCGACGUUGGUGGAGCUGUGACAAAGUAGCGGACUGCGAUUUCACAACCCACCUCUAUUCUUUAGUCAUUGUAUUAGGUUAACUGUUCUUGCCUCAUACAAAGGAAAAUUAUGUGGUCAUCGUGAAACAAGAAGAAGAUCUCUAUAUCUUUGGUCGUUUGUCACUGUCAAAGGUUUUCAAGUUAAUUUAUAUUUGAAAACUUACAGAGAAUGGCCGAGGAAAAUCGCCUGAGAAUCGGACCUAAAGAAGGUGUAACAUACCCUAUUCAAGUUGUAUAUUGUGGCAAUUGUACAAUGCCUAUUGAGUAUUGUGAAUAUUAUCCCGAAUAUGACAGAUGUAAACAAUGGCUAGAAAAAAAUUUGCCCAGAGAAUUUGAAAAAGUGAAAAUAGGAGAUAAUAGUGACACAGCAAUAGGCGAAGAGGAGAAGAAAAGACAAAAACGAGGUGGAAAAGGUAUUAUCAAAACUAAGAAGAAGGAAGAAGGGCCUAAACAAGUAUGUGUAUCUAGAGCACCAAGAGGAAAAAAGAAGUCUGUGACUGUUGUAACAGGACUUAGUACUUUUGACAUUGAUUUGAAAGUAGCUGCAAAAUUUUUUGGACAGAGAUUUGCUUGUGGCUCCUCAGUAACAGGCGAUGAUGAAAUUGUGAUUCAAGGCGAUGUAAAAGAUGAUUUAUUUGAUGUAAUUCCUGAAAAGUGGUCAGAAAUUGAUGAAGAUUUUAUUGAAGAUCUAGGAGAUCAAAAAAGAUAAUUUAAUAAACUAUUUGUAUAAAAAUUAAUUAACAUAAAUAAAUGUAACAAAAAAUAUACAUUUUGUUCUUUAA